Molecule: messenger RNA, 1848 nt
Organism: Myotis lucifugus (little brown bat)
Lineage: Eukaryota; Metazoa; Chordata; Mammalia; Chiroptera; Vespertilionidae
Product: zinc finger protein 2 homolog
Exons: 2
Coding region: 1-1848 (615 amino acids)
Biological process (GO): regulation of DNA-templated transcription
Source: RefSeq, a predicted model, not a curated record
AUGAAUUUUGAGGACGUGGCCAUUGCAUUCGCUCAGGAGGAGUGGGAGAUCCUUGAUGAGGCCCAGAGACGUCUGUACUGUGAUGUGAUGCUGGAAGUGUUUUCACUUGUAUCAUUCGUAGGUCCUUGGCGUAAGAUGGAUGAUGUGGAGGCCUACUCUCAGCACAGUGUAUCCUUAGGAGAUUCUCAGCUCAGGGCUUCCAGGACAGCUACAGCCACCCAGAGGACCCAUCUGUGUAAGCCGUGCUUCUCAGUGUUAAAAGAUAUUUUGCACCUGAGUGAGUUACAAGUGGUUUACUUUGAGAAGAAUGUGUUCUUAAGUGAUGCAUGUUUGAGAGACUUGUGUUUCAGCGCAAACCCGCACCAGCAACAGAAGGAUGCCAGUGGAGAGAAGCCCUGGAAAGAAGAUAUGGAGAGUGCCUUGCUUGUGAGGAGUUGCUGUUUCUAUUUAUCUGGGAUGCCUGCAGCUAGCAUGGAGGCUGGGGAAGACUCCCCAGCCAUCUCAGGGCUUCUCCAGCACCAGGCCACUCUUAACACUAAAGAGCCACACAGUAACAAUGAGAUUUCACAGGAAUUUCUCAGUGGAAAAAGACAUCACCAGUGGGUGGAAUGUGAAAGAGCUGACAGCCAGAAACAGAAAGUUGCUUAUCAGAAAGGUCUCUGUUCUGGAGAUAUGAUUGAUGAGUAUAAUAAAUGUGGGGAAGUGUGUAGACAAAUGUUUCACCACCCUCCACAUGGGAGAGUUCACAGUGGAGAAAAGCCUUAUGAGUGCAGUGAAUGUGGGAUAUCCUUUCGUCAAAAGUGUUACCUCAUUGUACACCAAAGAGUUCACACUGGAGAAAAGCCAUAUGAGUGUAGCGAAUGUGGGAAGCAUUUCAGAGAAAAGGGUGCCCUCACUAAACACCACAGUGUUCACACUGGAGAAAAGCCAUAUGAGUGCAGUGAAUGUGGGAUAUCCUUUCGUCAAAAGUGUCACCUCACUGUGCACCAAAGAGUUCACACUGGAGAAAAGCCAUAUGAGUGUAGCGAAUGUGGGAAGCAUUUCAGAUUAAAGGCUGCCCUCACUAAACACCACAGAGUUCACACUGGAGAAAAGCCAUAUGAGUGUAGUGAAUGUGGGAAGCAUUUCACUGAAAGGGCUGAACUCACUAAACACUACAGAGUUCACACUGGAGAAAAGCCAUAUGAGUGUGGCGAAUGUGGGCUAUCCUUUCGUCAGAGUUCUCACCUCACUAAACACCAAAGAGUUCACACUGGUGAAAAGCCAUAUGAGUGUAGUGAAUGUGGGAAGCAUUUCCGUGAAAGGGCUGCCCUCACUAUACACCACAGAGUUCACACUGGAGAAAAGCCAUAUGAGUGUAGCGAUUGUGGGAAACAUUUCAGAGUAAAGGCUAACCUCACUGAACACCGCAGAGUUCACACUGGAGAAAAGCCAUAUGAGUGUAGUGAAUGUGGGAAGCAUUUCAGUGAAAGGUCUACCCUCAAUAAGCACCACAGAGUGCACACUGGAGAAAAGCCAUAUGAGUGUAGUGAAUGUGGGAAGCAUUUUAGUGAAAGGUCUAUCCUCAAUAAGCACCACAGAGUGCACACUGGAGAAAAGCCAUAUGAGUGUAGUGAAUGUGGGAAGCAUUUCAGAGAAAAGGCAGCCCUCACUAUACACCAAAGAGUUCACACUGGAGAAAAGCCAUAUGAGUGUAGCAAUUGUGGGAAACAUUUCAGAGAAAAGGCUACCCUCAUUAACCACCGCAGAGUUCACACUGGAGAAAAGCCAUAUGAGUGUAGUGAAUGUGGGAAGCAUUUCAGUGCAAGGUCUGCCCUCAGGAAACACCACAGAGUUCAUACUCGAUAA